AUGGCUAAAGAAUUUACUUUAUUUAUUAAAUUCUUCUCCUUAAGUUUGAUACUUUUUUUAUUUACAAGUAAUUCUUAUCAAAGCAGAAUUUACCGUCAAAUAUACAUAAAUAAUUUUGAUAGACAUACUAGAAGUAUUUCUAGUGAUUAUAUGAAAUGGUUAUCACCAAGUCAAUCAGACUACCUUCAUAAUAUGAUUAAAAAUAAGGUUGAGGAUGAAAAAAUUUGGAGAGAAAUGAUAAGUUUGUACCAGGAAACUGAAGGAAAACAAAGACAUACAGCUUUGGAAAAUUUAAAUAGAUUAUGUAAGAUUGCCAAUUCUGAGGAAUCUAAUGAUUCAUCAAAAAAAAGAAAAAGAAAUGUUGAUGAAUCUGGUUUUACCUUUAAAUCUUAUGUUAAAUCAAAUCCAGAAAAUGCUAAACCAUUAUGUUUAGAGGUAAUGACAUUAUAUAAUGAAAUUAAGGAUAAUUCAUUGACGGAUGAGCAAAUGUUAUGGCUUAGUCCUUCACAAAAAUUAGAAAUUAAAAAAAUACGCGAUGAGGGUGGUGAUCAUUGGGAUAUUAUGAGUAAAUUAGCUGAAUAUAUUGUUUCAUUAUCUACAAGAAGACGUAAAGAAGUUAGUGAAAUGUUUAAACCAUUUUGUGUAAAUCAAUUAUCACGUCUUUUGGGACCUGAAGGUUUUGAAACAUUAAAAAAUAAGUAUGAAUCAACAUCAACUGCUGAUGAGAUUGUUGAAACAUUUAAAAGUAUAAUAGAAACAUUAGAGACAGAGUACCAAAGAAAUGAAGCUGAACAUUAUGGAUUAUUUUGUAAAAAGGUAUUUCAUAUUAUAAGAUAUGAUCCAGAUUCUCUUUUGACAUGGUUGACAGCUUCCCAAAAACAAGAAUUAAUAUCAUUAAUGAAGAAUCCUAAUGUUGGUGAUCUUGAAUUGUAUAAUAAAAUUAUUGAAUUUUAUGAAAUAUCUGAAGAGGAAGCUAAGGAAGAUGCCAAAAGAAUUAUUACUUUAGGAUGUAAAAGUUUCAUUGAACGUAUGCUUGGAAAUGAUGUUUUAGAUGAAAUUGAGUAUAAAAAGAAAAAUAAUACACAUCCACAAAUUUUAGCUUCUAAAUUAGUUAGAUAUGCCUCUGAAAUUAUUGAUGAAAAUGAAAGAGAUAUAGCAAGAAAAAGUUUACCAAUAUGUAAAAAAAUUUAUUUAGGUUUUAAUAAUGAAUGUGAAUGUAAUGGAAAUUCAGAUUCUUGUGAUUCAGAAACACAUAAAUGUUUAAAUUGCCAACAUAAUACUUAUGGUGUUCAAUGUUCAAGAUGUUUAAAUGGUUUUCAUGGAACUGCCAUAAAUGGUGAUUGCCAUGAAAAUGAGGUACCUAAUUGUAAUUGUAAUGGACAUGCAUUAUCUGGAUGUGAUUAUCAUGGAAAUUGUCUUGAAUGCCUUAAUCAUACAGUUGGAGUUAAUUGUGAAAGAUGUGCAAGUGGUUAUUAUGGUGACCCUUUACAAGGAACAUCUGAAGAUUGUGUAAAAUGUCCUUGUCCUGGUAAUAUAGAUUGUUUUAUAAAUGAACAUCAUUUAGUACAAUGUAAAUAUUGCCCAAAAGGUUUAUCAGGAAUAACUUGUGAAAUUAAUGAAUCAACACAUUCAUCAAAUUCAGAAAUUAAAGAAACUGGUAAAGCAAUCCUAACAAAUAUGUAA
Messenger RNA from Strongyloides ratti, 1683 nucleotides. RefSeq names its product EGF-like, laminin domain-containing protein. The coding region runs from base 1 to 1683 and encodes 560 amino acids. The transcript is spliced from 5 exons. The record is from RefSeq and is a predicted model, not a curated record. Lineage: Eukaryota; Metazoa; Nematoda; Chromadorea; Rhabditida; Strongyloididae.